Pantherophis guttatus is the source of this 3493-nucleotide messenger RNA. RefSeq names its product SRY-box transcription factor 21 (gene SOX21). Gene Ontology annotation, cellular component: nucleus. Gene Ontology annotation, molecular function: DNA-binding transcription activator activity, RNA polymerase II-specific; RNA polymerase II cis-regulatory region sequence-specific DNA binding. Gene Ontology annotation, biological process: negative regulation of transcription by RNA polymerase II; brain development; positive regulation of transcription by RNA polymerase II. The record is from RefSeq and is a predicted model, not a curated record. Lineage: Eukaryota; Metazoa; Chordata; Lepidosauria; Squamata; Colubridae.
ACCGGCCAUGCAUCAAAUAGGGAAGCUUAAUGCCUUUGCAAACAGAGAGCGCGCAGCGUCCGCUUCUCCGAGGCAGCCUUGGGAACGAGCCGCUCCGAUCGCGCUAGGAAUGUGUCCGGCCGCCCGGGGCUUCCGCGCUUGCCCUGUCCGAAGCGCUCGCUUCCUCCUCCGCCUUUAAAGUUGGACUUUUCUCGCCGCCUUCCAGCCCCGCGAUCGCAAGGAAGGAAGGAAGGAAGGAAGGAAGGAAGGAAGGAAGGGGGCAGAGGCGGCGCAAGCCGGAGGAUCGGCGCGAGAAAGUUACAAAGGCAACUUUGCGGAGAAAAGGACGGCGGAGAGGAGGGGAAUCACCGCCGCCGCAUCCCGCGCCCCGAUUCCUUCUGGCGGCCGAGACGAUCGCUUGCUUGGGAGGAUCCCGCGGGGGAAUCCGGAAGGAAAGCGGGGCAGCAGGCGGAGGGGAGGAGCGCCCGGCUUCCUCGGCCGAUUCCAGGGCAGCUCGGCCAUGGCAGGCGGGGAAGGGCGCCUCCUCGCCUUCCCCAAGUAGCUGGAGCCUUUGGCGCGGACAGGUGCCGCCGGCCUGGAGAGCAAGAGGAGCAGCUUGGCCUUGCUGGGACCGGGACGACUCCUUUGAAAAGCUGGAUUGACUUGGCCGAGGAUUGAAGCCCUCGACGUCGCCCGGUCCCUCGGCUUGAUCGAAGCCGGGCUUCCUCGCUGCUCGCGGAGGCGGCCACUCUCGUCUGGGCGGGCUGUCGAACGCUCUUCCCUUCCCUUCCCUUCCCUUCCCUUCCCCAGCCGGGAGCAAAGCAAGGAGCCGGGCGGACUUGAGUUUUUUGGGGAGUUUUUUUUUGUGUGUGUGUGUUUUUUUUUAAAGGGACUUUUCUGCUACCUUGGCGGGGCGGAGAGCCUCGACGGCAGAGAAGAGAAAGGGUCAAGACGACGGUGCGAGGAUCGACCCCAACCCCCCCACGAGGAGGAGGAGGAGGAGGAGGAGGGUGGGGGAGGCCACGUCGGAUCCGGCCCCGCAGCCACCAUUGAUUUCCUGCGGGUGGCUCGCAGCGACGGGCUGGGCGCUGCUGCCGCCGCCGCCGCCGCUGCCGCUGCCGCCGCGGGCAUGGCCAAGCCUGCGGACCACGUGAAGCGGCCCAUGAACGCUUUCAUGGUGUGGUCGCGGGCGCAGCGGCGCAAGAUGGCCCAGGAGAACCCCAAGAUGCACAACUCGGAGAUCUCCAAGCGGCUGGGCGCCGAGUGGAAGCUGCUGAGCGAAGCCGAGAAGCGGCCUUUCAUCGACGAGGCCAAACGCCUGCGGGCCAUGCACAUGAAGGAGCACCCGGACUACAAGUACCGGCCGCGGCGGAAGCCCAAGACGCUCCUCAAGAAGGACAAGUUCGCCUUCCCGGUGGUGUCCUACGGCUUGCCCGACGUCGCCGACCCUCACGUCCAUCCCCUCGGGCCGCAUCACCCGGGCCUCAAAGCCGGCGCCCUCCACGGCCACGAAGCCCUCCUGGCCAACCCGGAGAAAGCCGCCGCCGCCGCCGCUGCAGCCGCCCGCGUCUUCUUCCCUCCCUCCGCCGCUGCCGCGGCUGCGGCGGCUGCGGCCGCGGCGGCGGGCAGCCCUUACUCGCUGCUCGACCUGGGCUCAAAAAUGGCAGCGGAGAUGUCGUCGUCGUCGGCGGGCUCCGGUGGCGGCGGCGGUUCGACGGCCGGACUGCCCUACGCGGCUUCCUCGCUGGCUUACCCGACGGCUGGAGGUGCUUUCCACGCCGCCGCGGCUGCAGCCGCCGCCGCCGCGGCCAGCGGGGGCCACAGUCACUCGCACCCGUCUCCCGGCAACCCCGGCUACAUGAUCCCCUGCAAUUGCAGCGCCUGGCCCAGCCCGGGACUCCAGCCGCCCCUGGCCUACAUCCUGCUGCCCGGCAUGGGGAAACCUCAACUGGACCCUUACCCGGCGGCGGCCUACGCCGCGGCCCUAUGACAAUCAGCGCCCUGAUGAGGAGCCCGGUGCCGAGAAGGACUGCAGCCGCAAGUAGAGCGCCGGCCGUCAGCCCCGCCUGGCUCCCCGCGAGAAGCCCGCAGCCUGGCCCCUUGGCUCGCCCUCUCUGCAGCUCCUGAGACGGGAACCUACGUCGGUGACCUCCCGGCUUGCUCCCCGGCAUGGCUGGAGGGGCCGAGAAGUCGCUGCUUCCUCGAAGUUUCCUUCCCGGGAAGAUCCCCCCUCCCCCCCUUGCCAACUUCUUGCAAGACCCGGUUCCGACGACCUUGGGAGUUGCUUUGCUUUCCGUUCCAUCAUCUCUACCCACCCCCCCCCCCCGCCCGCUUUCCUCUCCUCUCUCCUUCGCCCCCAAACCCACGUCCUAUCCUGACCCGCAGUUCCGAGUAUAUGCUAGCCAAGUCCCCACCCCGGCCCCGACGUAUUCGCGAGGGUUUCUUUUCUAUCUGUCUGGAUGCUACUGAGCAAAAAUAAGAGUUUGCAACCCCCCCCCGCCCGUACCAAAAGCAGAGCCCUUGUACAAGACAGAGAAGUAGUAAGGAGGCGCUUAACCCUCCCCAGAAAGAGAAACCGGCUGCUCGCUCUUCCUCCUGCCAUCCACGCAUCUCACCUGAAGUUUGUAAAAUGUAUACCUGUCCGUGAGAACUUUAGGUCUAAGGCUAUAUGAUUUGAAAACUGUGGGUUUUGGGGUUUUGGCUGCGAUCCUACGCCCACGUUGGCUCGAUGCUAGGUCUGGCUGCCUUCAAAGGGACUUGCUUCCAAGCAGACGAAGGAAGAGAGGAGGGGGGAAUAAAAUCCGUAAGGCUCACCCUCACGUCUCAAGUCAGAUUCAGACGGCUGCGAGUCAGUCAAAACUGCGAGUCACUUUUCCUGGUUGCCAUUUGAGUUCGAGGCUUUUCUUUCUUUUUUUAAAAAAAAUCGGACUUCCUAUUUGAGGGAAAUAAUAUAUUUAUUAUGGUGUCAAUGUAUCUCAGUCCUGCGUGUUCAAGAGAAGACACUUACCCCUUUUUUUCCCCCUCCCUAACUCCAUCACCUUAAAAAAGAAUAAGUCGGGUGUUCUUAUGUGAUUGGCAGUCACUCCGCUUGGGUGGGUGGGAGAAAUCUUUAUUUUUUUAAUAAAAGCAUAAAUAUUCAGUUGCAAAUAAUGAUUUUUGCAGGAGGAAUCAAGCUCAUUUUAAACAAUUCCCUCCAUCGCAACAAUUUUCUUUUACUUUUGUAAUGUGUAUAUUUGGAUUAAUGUUUGUGAAUCAACUUGCUUAAACAGUACUUAGGGAUUCUUUCUUUCGUUCUUUCUUUCUUUCACCUUCUGUAAUAUAAAGUUUUUUGGAAAAAAAGUUUUUUUUUAAGUAUUGGUUUUAACAUUUGACGUGUAUAAAUGAGUUUGCUGGUGUGCUCUAAUUUAAAAUUAGACGUCUAAGCUAUAUCUGUACAAUUAGACUCCGACUUACCACUCUGUUCAUUUUGGAACAAAGAGUUUAAAUAAAAGCCUGAAGCAGGGAAAAGAGAAAA